Molecule: messenger RNA, 2934 nt
Organism: Striga asiatica
Lineage: Eukaryota; Viridiplantae; Streptophyta; Magnoliopsida; Lamiales; Orobanchaceae
Source: the annotation of a GenBank genome assembly
AGCAUGAAGCGGACGGACUCGGCCCUUCUGGCCUCACUCACCCGCCAGAAAUCGUUUCGUGUUCUGAUCGCCUUGGCUUUUCUGUACGUGCUUCUUGUCGUAUUCGAGCUCCCUUUCGUGUUGCGGACUGGGCUCAGCCCUGGCUCUCUAGAAGCUUCAAUCGGCGGCGGCGAUGACAUAUUGAGCCUCCGGGAAGACAUCCUGCCCUACAAAUUGCGGCCCGAGAGGAGAAUCGAGGAGCUGGCCCGGACCCCGACGGUCUCCGGGUUGAACCUCGCCGCUGGCGUCGUUGAGAGCCGGGACGCGACCUCUGAGUCCAUCAAGCGCGCCCUCGACCUCGGAGGGAAGCUAUGGCGGGAAAUCGAAUCGAUUGGGAGAAACAGAAACCCAACCGGCGGUAAAUCAGUUAAUCGCAGUGAAAUUGGUGAGGUUGCUGCUUGCCCUGUGUCGAUUUUGCUGGCGGGCCAGGAAUUGGAGAGAAUGCAGGGGAGGACGGUGGUUCUGCCGUGCGGGCUGUCGAUUGGGUCGCACGUGACGGUGAUUGGGAGGCCGAGGGCAGCCCACGAGACGAUGGGCCCAAAGCCCAAGGAUGGGGAGGAGGAUAAGGAGAAUGGGCCUCGUAAGAUGGCUUCGUCUCAGUUCAUGGUGGAGCUUGUGGGGCUGAAAAUGGCGGAUGGGGAGGACCCGCCAAGGAUCGUGCAUUUUAAUCCGAGGAUAAAAGGGGAUUGGAGUGGAAAGCCAGUGAUCGAGCUCAACAGCUGCUACAGGAUGCAAUGGGGGAGCUCACAGAGGUGUGAAGGUUGGAAGUCGAGGGCCCGUGAGAACACCGUGGAUGGGUUAGUAAAAUGCGAGGCGUGGAGUCAAGACGACAAAAACGCUCCCAAUGAAUCGUUCGUGGGCUGGUUGUUAAAUCGGUUAUUGGGCCGAAAGACAGUUAUACAGUGGCCUUUUCCUUUCGUCGAGGAAAAAAUGUUUGUCCUAACACUUCGGGCUGGCUUGGAAGGUUACCACAUGAUUGUUGAUGGCAAGCAUGUUGCCUCAUUCCCUUACCGCCCGGGAUUUGCUCUCGAGGAUGCUACCGGAUUGUAUUUGGGUGGGGAUAUUGACGUCAUUUCCAUUUUUGCUGCUUCUCUGCCUGCCUCUUAUGUCGGUUAUGAUCGGAAAAAUCUCGAUUUGUCCGACAGGUGGCGGGCCCCACCUGUCCUGGACGGGCCCAUUGAGCUCUUUGUCGGCAUUCUCUCGGCUGGCAACCACUUUGCCGAGCGAAUGGCUGUGAGGAAAUCGUGGAUGCAGCACGAGCUGGUUCAGUCGUCAAAAGUCGUUGCUCGUUUUUUUGUUGCUCUGGAAUGGCCGGAUGAACUUUAUCCAACUUAUGCAAAUGGCCCGGGCUAUAUUAUCUCAAGUGACAUUGCCAACUUCAUUAUUUCGGACUUUGAGAAAAAUAAUUUGACGUUGUUUAAAAUGGAAGAUGUUAGCAUGGGAAUGUGGGUCGAGAAGUUCAAUAAAUCGAGACCGGUUAAAUACGUACACAGCCUCAAGUUUUGCCAGUUUGGGUGUGUGGAGAAUUACAUAACGGCUCAUUACCAGUCACCGAGGCAAAUUACUUGCCUUUGGAACAAGCUCGUACGCUUUGGAAUCCCAUCUUGUUGCAAUGCGAUUUUCACCGAUCUCUCGAGCGAGUCCGAUAGUUUUCUUCACCGGCAAGAGGCGCCGACGGCGGUUGCGGAGGACUCGCCGCCGCUUUCAGAUCUCGACGGUGAGGCCAUGGAAACAGGACAUCCCUCGACCUCGGCCCGCAAACAAACGGUUAGCACUCUAUCGACCGUACAAAUAAUCGAUGACCAGCAUUUCCUUGUCCACCUCAUCACGGGCGCCUAUUUCGCCCCCGACCUCACGAACCAAACCCCCCCAAAAUCCGCCCUCGAAAGACGAGCCCAACUCCUCCCAAAAUACACCUCACACGAACUAUCCGGCUCGCUCAUGAAGACGAGCAUAAUCGAGAGCGUUUAUUACUACAUCCUCCGAAAGGCCAAACACUCCCUAAUCCUAAAGCAGCCCCAUUUACUUCAGUACAUCCAUAGCCCGACCCAAAUGGGCCCCACAGCCUACCCCUCGUUCGCUGACCUCUUUCCUCCCGAGCUUCACGUGCUUUCUGGGGACACUAUCAGCAACAUUGCAUUCAUAAGCAGCCCGAAUAUCGAUUACAUGGAAGCUCGGGAAGUCGAGAGGUUCAAAAGCCUCACGGGUUUGGAUGGUUUUGGAUUUGAUAGGGAUAGUAUGAUGCUUCACAUAUUCGAGGAUUUGUAUGAUGUGAAGGUGGAAGGAGCUUCUGACUCGGUGGGGUCUGCGGAUUGCUCGGGAUUUGGUGGGCCCGGGCCCGAGCGCGGGUUGAUAUUUGUCCCGGAGCCUCCUUCGAGGGAGGAGUGGGGCCAAAUGAUUGCUGCUGUAAAAGGUGGGUUUGGGGUGACGGGGAGUGCGGCGAAAGGGCCCGUUGGGCCCGUUGUUGGGCUGAUGGAUGUUGGGGAGUCGGAGGAUUCGUAUCUGUUCCGGGUUUCGCUUCCAGGGGUGAGGAGGGAUGAGAUCCAGUUGCAAAAGAUUACAGUAGUCCCAGUUAUCUUUGAAUAUUACAGAUAUCUCAUUCAAGUUGUUGUGGACAGCUUGAGUUUCUGUGAGAUCGAGAGCAAUGGUACUGUGAUUAUCAAAGGAGUUACGGUUACUGGUGAAAGAGUGGUCGAAAAAUACGAGCAGUCAUUCGAGAUGGUGACCCACAAUUUGUGCCCGCCGGGCCCUUUCUCCAUCUCCUUCAAGCUGCCCGGUCCAGUUGACCCUCAGCAGUUUCAUGGGACCUUUUCAACCGAUGGGAUUCUCGAGGGAAUCGCUUUGAAAGAAACGAGCACGCGUGCUGCUUGUGGGCCCCAUCUUCUCUGUCAAUGA